UCUUUGAGUUUAUGUCUACUCUUGACUUCUUCAUCAUCAGAAUUGAUUGAAUCCAUUCCUCGUGAUUGAAUCAAUCAAGCGCGACUGAUUUUCGUAUCGCGACUCGGUACUUGGUAUCCCUGCGCUGAUCACGACUCCAUCGCGAUUAAGAAACAUCCUCCACUGAAUCGCGGCUACAAGUAAUUCGUCAAAGAGACUACCAACUUAUCAAAAGUACUCUCGUCACCAGAAUCGACCAUGGGCGAAGCCGACAAUUACUACAAUCCGAAUCAACAGCCGCCGUACGGCUACUCCAACGGCGGCGGCGGUUACCAACAACAAUACCAACCUCAACCUCCCCCCGCAACGCACCAGCAACAAUACCAACAGCCUCCCCAGCAGCCCUACCAACAAGCUCCCCCUCAGAAUGGCAAUGGUUACAUGCCCGCCCAAGGCUACGGCGGCAACGAGAAGGCCUCGUUCGAAGAGCAGUUCAAUAUCCCCAAGCCAAAGUGGAAUGAUCUCUGGGCUGGUAUCCUCUUCAUUCUCUUCAUGGCCGGCUACGUUGUUGUCUCUGGUAUUGCGCUGCAGGGAUACGCUGCGAAUAAGGGAAAUGCUGGGUCGGGAAUCUACGGUAAUCGGAAUGACUUUUCGCUGAACACUAGUACCGUUAUUUUGUUUAUGUUUGUGCUCGCUGUUGCGUUUGUCCUCUCGUAUGCGUAUGUUUGGAUGGCGAGGUUGUUUCCGAAGCAGUUCAUUUGGGUCACUGGUAUUCUCAAUGUCUGCUGGGCGCUUGGAACGGCCAUCUUUUACCUCUGGCGCAGAUACUGGUCUGCUGGAAUUGUGUUCCUCAUCUUCGGACUUUUCCUGGCCUUUUGUUUCUGGACAUGGAUUUCGCGAAUUCCCUUCUCAGCGCUGAUGCUUCGAACUACUAUCGACGUUAGCAAGAAGUAUGGCCAUGUCUACCUUACCAGUCUGAUUGGAGGCAUUAUCGCCACGGCUAUGUCUGCUUGGUUCUCCAUCACUCUUGUCGCAAUCUACAUCAAGUACCAGCCUGCGAACGAUAACCCCUCUUGCGCCGAUGGCGGCUGCAGUUCAGGCAAGGUCAUCGGUCUUAUCGUCUUCAUCACGUUUGCCAUGUACUGGUUCUCCGAGUGGCUCAAGAACACCAUCCACACCACGAUUGCCGGUGUCUACGGCUCUUGGUACUUCAACCCUCACAACUUCCCCAAGGACGCCACUCGCGCUUCCGCCAAGCGAGCCUUGACAUACAGUUUCGGUUCCAUUGCUCUUGGUAGCUUGCUGGUCGCCAUUAUCCAAUUCAUUCGUCAAAUUUGCACCGCUGCUCGCAACCAGGAGGCCGCUGAUGGCAGUAUGUUGGGAUACGCUCUGUUCUGUUGCAUUGGCUGCCUUCUUGGUAUUUUGGAGUGGGCUGUUGAGUUCAUCAACAAAUAUGCUUUCUGCCACAUUGCGCUCUACGGCAAGGCUUACUUUGCGGCUGCCAAGGAUACAUGGAAGAUGAUCAAGGACCGUGGAAUUGACGCUCUGAUCAACGACUGCCUCAUCGGACCCGUUCUUUCGUUCGGCGGCCUCUUCAUCGCAUACGCUUGCGGUCUCCUGGCCUACCUCUACCUGUACUUCACCGACCCCCCUUACAACAGUGACGGUCAAUACACAGCAGUUGUCAUGGCGUUCUCGUUCCUCAUCGGAUUCCAGAUCGCCAACGUCUUUACGACCCCGAUUUCGAGCGGUGUCGAGACCAUCUUUGUUGCUGCCGGUUGGGAUCCUCAGGUCAUGUGGCGCGACCACCCUGAGCUUUACCAGGAGAUGUGCAGAGUGUAUCCCAAGGUUCAGCAGGUCAUUCGUGACCGAUAAGCUAGUCAUGCAUGUUGAUAUCAUCAUAACUUUGCCCUGAGUAAGCCGAAGCGGACUACUGCUCUGGCUGAAAUGGCGAAGACGUAUGAUGAGUGAUAGCAUAAAUAGCCAAAGCUUAGCCCUGAGCACUGGGGUGCUCUUACGAUUGACUGAUUGGCUAGCUGCUUGUCUUUGAAUGAUACCAUAGAAGGAUACUGGAGGUUUCAUUGUGUAUUGCGCAUAAUGAAAACUGUCUUUUGUUUCGUGCCACUGUUUUGCACCACGGAGAAUAUUUAAUGCUACGGAAUAAUAAAUAAUUACUCUUUCUUUACCUUGAAUGCUGUCACUGGUUCUUUGAAUCUACAGGUGAUAUUGAGCGGCAGCAAUCUGCAAGAGCGUAGCUGAAGUGUUUGCAUAAAGUGUAUGCAAGUUAUCAAGCUGACUUGAGCUACCCAUUGUGAUGGGCUAAAAUUGCAGUGAAAGACUGUGGUAGGCCUCUAGGGCCAGACCUAAAGAGCAAGCAAUGACGAGUUCCAGCGACUCGAAGCGCAAUUUGGAAGCUAUCAGUUACUCAAAGCAUUUUUGAAGUACAACCCAAGAUCAGAGAGUUUCCGAGUUGUUUUCGCAAGUUGGCUUGGGUGAUCGGUCACAGCUUGGCCGCAAAUCAAGUGGUGUGAGUCUACAGCUCCAACAUCAACACCAACUGUGCCGCACACUCUCGCUCUUUGCAUGAGGUCCUUUUGGAUCUCACGUCAAACAACCAACAAUAAAUGCCAAGAAUAAACCACCAAGCAUGGGGCCUAUCGGACCUGCGCCCGGAACGACACGAGGGAAUAAGUCAGUUCAUGCAUGGCUCGCGGGAAGAUCUCCCGGAUCUUAUUUCCCUAUCACGAUCCUAGCUAGGUCCAAGCUGGAGGUUAAGAUACGUCGGGGGGAUGUUGGUAUUACACAACUUGAUCGUCAAAGAAUUUGUCAGUAAAACUGUGGUGAGACGGCCGGGGGAAGGAAGCGAGAUUGUCGAAUGAUGGGGAUAACGCGGAGGAAGAGACGGGUAUGCAGUGGUGGAAUGUUUUGUCAUCUGAGUGGAUGUUACUGUGACGAUGCCAAUGGCCACUGUACGGGUAAAGCAUCUUGGGCCAUUGGGUGAACUGGGGAUGAGGCUUGAUAUCCGAUUGAAGCAUCACAACUACUCCCAUCACAUCGGAACGCCUCAUGACUCAACUGACAGUCUCGGCCCGUAACGGCGAUGGCAUCUUGCGGAGUCAGUACAUAAUGAAAACACCCAAGCCCAGGUUCUCCUCAAUCCCCGUUUGACGCCAUGAAUGCUUAUUUUCAGCAUCACGUAACCGUAUCAAAAACCACUCGGCUAGAUCCAUUAUUUCGUCCCCAGUAUCAGUUAGUCUAGC
This is a messenger RNA of Fusarium odoratissimum NRRL 54006, 3239 nucleotides long. RefSeq names its product protein PNS1. The record is from RefSeq and is a predicted model, not a curated record. The coding region runs from base 238 to 1854 and encodes 538 amino acids. Gene Ontology annotation, molecular function: transmembrane transporter activity. Gene Ontology annotation, biological process: transmembrane transport. The transcript has 2 exons. Lineage: Eukaryota; Fungi; Ascomycota; Sordariomycetes; Hypocreales; Nectriaceae. Gene Ontology annotation, cellular component: plasma membrane.